This is a messenger RNA of Megalobrama amblycephala (Wuchang bream), 2293 nucleotides long. RefSeq names its product cAMP responsive element binding protein 3-like 3b (gene creb3l3b). Bases 294 to 1577 code for a protein of 427 amino acids. The transcript is spliced from 10 exons. The record is from RefSeq and is a predicted model, not a curated record. Gene Ontology annotation, biological process: regulation of transcription by RNA polymerase II. Lineage: Eukaryota; Metazoa; Chordata; Actinopteri; Cypriniformes; Xenocyprididae. Gene Ontology annotation, molecular function: DNA-binding transcription factor activity, RNA polymerase II-specific; RNA polymerase II cis-regulatory region sequence-specific DNA binding. Gene Ontology annotation, cellular component: nucleus.
GUGAACUGCAGCCAGCAACUUAUUGCUCUUGCUCGAAGCUGUGCACACGAGUAGGUUACAAGAGAAUGAACGCGAUGGCCAAGUUAUUUUCUGUUCUUUGCUUUGAAGUAAAAAGAAGUUGGACAUACCAGGCAGUGAUAUACUGUUAACGAACAUCCAGACAUCGUCCACGCUGCUGAGAGAGACGUUUAGAUGAAUAUGUAACCUAUGUGCACUUUCUUCUCUCAAUAACAAAAUAACAAAAAUGACAGCGGUGAGAAAGCAGCAGUUAAUCUGAUCAUAGCGAUGUGGAUAUGUGUGCACCAGCUCUGCAAUUCACCGGCAUCUUGUCGACAGAUGAGGGUUAUUCUGGGAUUGAACUCCUAGACCUGCUCCUCGAGCCUCAUAAGGUCUCUCAUAUGGAGAGCGAUGGUGACCAUGACAACCCAGCGUGGUCAAUCACAGAUCAAAGCAUUCAUGGUGAAGCUGUUGUUGAUAACUUCCUGGACUCCCUGCUGCAAGCGUCAGACAGCGUCAUGCCAAAGCCCUGCUCUCCUCUCUGGGUCCCCUCACCCUGUGACAGUGGAAUCAGUGACGACCCGUCCGACCACCUGGACAGCCCGCCGCCGCCCACCAGCCCACUCUUCGACUCCAUCUUCCUCCCUCAGCAUCCUCAUCUUCUUCCUCAGCGUCUUCAGCAGCAGGCUGCACAUGCCACAAACAUAGAGCCUGAUAUCUCCAUUGAUCUGGAUUGGGAGGCCUGCCUGUUCUCUGACGGUCUGACAGACUCUCAGUGCACGUCAGCAGUGGCGAGAACUCAACCAACCCCCGUUUACCAGCUCACCAUAAAAGACCUGCUGCUCUCCAACAUUGGAGAACCGACAAAACCCUCCUCCCAGCAAUCCCAGCAAGAACUGAUUCUCAAUGAAGAUGAGAAGAAACUUUUAGCCAAGGAAGGAGUCAGUCUUCCCAGCCAACUGCCUCUUAACAAGUAUGAAGAAAAGGUUCUGAAGAAGAUUCGAAGGAAAAUCCGAAACAAGCAGUCGGCACAGGAGAGCCGCAAGAAAAAGAAGGAAUACAUAGAUGGACUGGAGGGCAGGAUGGCUGCCUGUAGCACUCAGAACAUGGAAUUACAGCGGAAAGUCCUCCAGCUGGAGAAGACCAACACGUCUCUGAUGGAGCAGUUACGUCGACUGCAGUCACUGGUGAUGAAUGGCUCCUGUAAACCGGCUCAAACGGGAACCUGCAUCCUGGUGCUAGUCAUCUCUUUCUCUCUCAUUCUCAUCCCGAGCCUCCAGCCCAUCUCACACAGGAGGGCCGCUGACCCCGGGGACUUCAGCACUGUGAAAGUUCAGUCCAGGUCACUGCGCUCGGUGAUGGAGGUCUACAGCAUUCAGCCUGGCUAUUCAGUCAACAGAGAUGCGGAUGUGUCCUCGUCCCCUCGCAGCAAGCUUCAGCUCAGGCCCGAGUACGCCGACAUGGACCGUCUACAUCACAACCAUAGUUACGGAGACCGUGAGCAUCACCACAGCGACCCCAUCACCGGCAACGCUGCCUCAGUGAGCUGGGUAUCGCAUCACGAUAAAGACAGGAAGUGAUGUAACCGACUGGUGCAUAUUAUACCAGACUUUUGACUAUGGCAACGCUGCUCAUUCCGGCCACAUAUCAGAUGUGCAGACCGUCUGCAACCAACCAGUUUGUUUUGCUUCUAAGUUGCAUUUAGUUGUGCGUUUAUCUGAAUAGAUUUGACCACAAUAACAGACUGGAAUGGAAACAUAAAUCAUGCUUUAAUGAUGCAGCAGCCUAUGCAAAAAAUAAAAUUGUACAGAAAACACACAAAAAAUUGUAAAAUAGUGUAAAAUAUUCCAAGUUUAUCAGAAUAUUUGUUUUUUACACAAUAACAUAAUGGAAUGGGAAAAUAAAUACGUCAAAUAUUGUAACAGCGUAUGCAAAACAAAAAAUAGUGUAAAAUGUGUAUAGAGAAAAGUGCUUAUUUCACAGACGCUUAAAGGAGACCUAUAAUGCUCCUUGUACAAGAUGUAAUACAACAACAACAGCAACAAAGCUGGAGAAUCUCACGCAGCCAAAAUGACGUUUGUCAGUAACGAAUGGUGUUCAUUACAUUGUUCAAACCGGAGUCGGACACUGAUGGAGAGACUUAUAGAAUGCAUUUCAAUGUUUCUGAAUGAUUAGUGGAUAAAUUUAUGUAGUUGCUGUGGAGUCGAUUCAACUCAUCGACUAGCAUGUGCCGUCAUGUUAAUCUUUUAUGCAAAUCCAGCAUUGAAUUGACCCUCGUUUGUGAAGCAGUCCGGCG